Molecule: messenger RNA, 567 nt
Organism: Penicillium cinerascens
Lineage: Eukaryota; Fungi; Ascomycota; Eurotiomycetes; Eurotiales; Aspergillaceae
Exons: 2
Coding region: 1-567 (188 amino acids)
Source: RefSeq, a predicted model, not a curated record
AUGUCUUUGCUUUCAAUCAGGUCCACCUGGUCUAUUAUUGCGAUGUUGGCUAUGCUGCCUUUGUCUUCAGUUUACGCGCGCCCAACCCGCGAAUCAGGCACUGUGAGCCAGGUUCAGCCGGCAACAAAUAUCCAGCCUCGUGACCCAAGACUUAUCCCUGCUGCUGAGAGAUAUCUCGCCGAUGCCUUCGCUGUGCUAGGCGUGUCAGAACCCGAAACUUCCCAGACGCCUAUUCCUCUCACUUCCGUUCACAUCUCGCUCUGGCAAGACACGCCUGAGAAUAUCACAGCAACACCCACUGCCAGCGCGACUAAAACCACGCAACCUGCCAUGUACACCACCAACAUUCGUCACGGAGACGACAAACCCAUCGAGAACAUCCAGGUCGGAUCCGGAUGGACCGGAGGAAAUAAGCUCCAAGCGUCAGACCUGCCCUUUAUCUUCGAUGCUCUUUCCAAGGCACUUGACCACCGGUUCCGCAACAUGAUCGAUAGCUCUGACGAGCGAGGGCUGGGAGAUGACUCCGGCUCUAAUGAUCUCCGUUCUGAGAUCGGGUUCCUGCGAUGA